This is a messenger RNA of Camelus dromedarius (Arabian camel), 807 nucleotides long. Its product is annotated as platelet factor 4. Gene Ontology annotation, biological process: chemotaxis; defense response; immune response. Gene Ontology annotation, molecular function: chemokine activity. The record is from RefSeq and is a predicted model, not a curated record. Gene Ontology annotation, cellular component: extracellular region. NCBI's taxonomy places the organism in Eukaryota, Metazoa, Chordata, Mammalia, Artiodactyla, Camelidae. The coding region runs from base 86 to 403 and encodes 105 amino acids. The transcript is spliced from 3 exons.
GCCUGGAGAGUCUGGGAUAUCACUGGUCUUCCGAGCGCCAGCCCCAGCUGCCCCUGCUCCCGGCUCCUGACGGCAUCUCCGCAACAUGAGCCUCAUAGCGGGUACCCGCGCCUCCCGCUGCCGGCCCAGCCCCAGGCUCCUGCUCCUGGGGCUGCUGCUCCUGCCGGCCCUCGCCCUCGCCCAAGCUGACCCUGAAGCUGGAGAUGGAGACCUGCACUGCCUGUGUGUGAAGACCACCUCUGGAGUCCAUCCCAAGCACAUCUCCAGCCUGGAGGUGAUCGGGGCCGGACUCCACUGCCCCAGCCCCCAACUGAUAGCAACGCUGAAAAAAGGGAGGAAAAUUUGCCUGGACCCGCAGGCCCCUCUGUAUAAGAGAAUAAUCAAGAAACUUUUGAAGACUUAGCUACUAACUGCCUAAAUCUGUACUUUGGCUAUACGAUGUGUUUCUUUUUCUUUUCUUUUUUUCGUUUUCAAUCUAACUGUGGAAAAAGUCUUCUGAUGUUUUUAUUACCCUUGAAAUGCUACAUAAAUAAAAUAAAUCAAGUUGUGGUAUAGUCAAUAUUUCUUAAUAGACCAAAGAAAUAGUGUUGACACAUCAAAGUUUCAUAUAAGGAAAAAUCUCCAGAAUUAAGGAAAAAAAUAUUUUUAAGGAAGAUUUGGUUUAAUAAAGAUUGGUUUUACUUGGUGUUAUAUGUUCACUGAUACAUAUUUGCUUAUUUACAUGAUUGCAUUACUUAAUAACUUACUUACAUACUAUUGUUAUGAUUAGCUUUGCACUUAAAUAUUAAUAAAUAAAUACUAACCACA